Messenger RNA from Oreochromis niloticus (Nile tilapia), 4088 nucleotides. It is a transcript of the gene bbs12, whose product is annotated as Bardet-Biedl syndrome 12. NCBI's taxonomy places the organism in Eukaryota, Metazoa, Chordata, Actinopteri, Cichliformes, Cichlidae. Bases 117 to 2030 code for a protein of 637 amino acids. Gene Ontology annotation, molecular function: ATP binding. Gene Ontology annotation, biological process: chaperone-mediated protein complex assembly; photoreceptor cell maintenance. The record is from RefSeq and is a predicted model, not a curated record. The transcript has 3 exons.
UUGUUGUCGCCCAGCAACUAGGAAACAAAACGCAUGCGCAGUGUUUAAUCGGUUGAGCUGGACCAGGCGUAUUAUAAAUGUCUCGUACACUAUUGAAAUAAGUUCACAGUCCUCGAAUGAUGUUGGGAAGUACAAUCAUAAACCAUCGACAGCAUGUUGGACUGCAGAAACUGUUGGCGCUGGCAGGAAUCUCACAUUCCUCUUUGGGCCCUUGUAUAAAGUACAAGUUUAUCCAAGAUGACAAAAGUGGGGAGUCUGCUCUUGUGUGCUCAUGUUUUCGCAUUAUUGAGACCCUGGAGCUGACCUGUGCAGUGGGUCAGCUGGUUUAUGAGACUAUUCAAGCCCACCAGAAGGUCUACCAUACAGGAUCAGGAUGCCUACUGUUCCUAGCAGGAGCCUGGAGCCGUGUUGCCCUGGACUGUCUUCAGAGAGGAAUUUCAGUAGGGAACAUAAUCUCAGCUAUGUCUGAAGGGAUGGAUGUAUGUCUGGAUGCUUGCAGGAAAUGUGCCGUUUCAAUUGAUGGUCUGGGUGUGACAUCGUUAGAGAGUUAUGCUGUGAAAGUGUCCAAGAAACCCAUCAAAAAUUCAUCGCCUGCAUUGUGCAGCAUGCAAGAAACAAUAAAGUUUGACCUCAAGACUCUGACCGUCGGUGAACAGAGAAGAAUAAAACUUAGCAGACAUUUUUGUGAGGCGAAGUCUGAAGAUUUCUCCAAAGUAUUGCUACAGUCUCCUCAGCCUAAGCUUCCUGACAUUGUACACAUUGCAGAGGGAUUGAGCCAUGGUUGUGAUGAUGCAAUGAAACUUGUUGUCGAAGUUAUUUGGAUGCAGUCAAAAACUAAUCAAGAAGAUGUGAGCUAUCCCAUGUUUGACAUUACUAAAGUGGUGACUUGUAUGCUCCCUGGUUUACCAGAGGACCACGGGUGCGUUGUAUUUGGCUGUGUUGUUCUUUUAUUUGCUGAACAGGCUACAGUCGCUCAUCACUUAAAAGAACAACAACUGAAGGUUGUUCUCAUAAAUGGAGAUUUAUCACAUACUUACCGCCAUCUUGGCUUUAACAGGCCGACAGGUAUGCACCGUGUGAGGGAUCACGUGGAUUUUUCAAGUUCGAGCAAAGAGGACGAAUGGGUGGAACAGACUGUGGCACAUCUGUUGAACCUGGAAGUGAACCUGAUACUAAUCCAUGGGCACGCUUGUGAAAAAGUGAUUCAGCACUGUUGUAGGCAUCGUAUACUUGUAGUGGAAAAUGUGAAGGCUUCUGUUUUGAAGACAUUUGCCAACUUGUCUGGAGUUGUUCCGGUAACCUUUGCUGCGCAACUGAGCAAGCAAAAUGUUGGCACUGGGGCAAAGGUUGCAAUAUGGAAAGACCUCAGUAGCCACGAGAAGAACGCCCUGGCUGUGAAUAUCUCAACUGGCAGCAACAGCGGGCUAGUUACAGUAAUCCUUACAAGCUCUAUACAUGGAAAGCUGCAGGCCCUGGAGGACCAGUUUUGGGCCUGUGCUUAUCGCUUACACUAUGCACUAAAAGACAGAGCUCUUCUACCAGGGGCGUGUGGGACAGAAAUGCUUUGUAUUCAUCACCUACAAAAGCGAGUGGAGUAUCAUGUCAUGUGUCACAGAGAAAAGAACGGUGAGAAAGGAACCAACCACUACACGCGUGUAGUGUUGGACCUCAUGGCAGAUGGUUUAAUAGAUUACAUAUCCACUGUAAUGGUUAACACUGGAAGAAUUUCAAAAGUCAAAGCUAGGACUGAGGUGAGCCAACAACUGCAGGACUAUAACAAGCAUCUAGGCAAUGCUACAAAGUCUCCACAACUUUUCUUUGACAGUAAAAAUCAGGAUAGUGAAGUCUUCACAGCACCAAAACCCAAUGAAGCACGAGCAGUGGAAAUCUAUGAUAAUCUGAGCGUGAAACAGGAAGCAUGGAGGAAAGCCUUAGAUCUUGUUUUCUUGGUUUUACAGACGGAUGCAGAGAUUAUCACAGGCGUAGACCAAAAAACUGAGAUUGCCGAGAGCAGUCUCUUGCUGUUGUGAUGUUCAUGUAGAAUAUUUAGGCAAAAGAUUUCACUCUACAACAAAAACUGUUUUUUCUUCCUAAACAAAGUGAUUUGUAAAAUAUGCUGUAAUUAAUACACAGUCAAGGGCUUUUGAAAAAUGUUAUUACCUAUUUUCUGCCACAAGGGGGAGACAUCCUCAUUCUGAAUGUCUUCAGAAUUCUUUCUAAAACUUAUAUUAAAAAGUAAUAAAUAAUAAAGUUAUGUUGAAUAACCAAAUAAAUGUAGUUUUCCUUAUUUUUAAUUAACUUGGCCUUGUGUCCUCUGUCAUUAUGAUUCUCUAUUCCCCCUGGAAAGUCCCUUAAACAUUACUUUUAUUUUAUAAUAAAACAAUCAUGACUAACCUGAUGUAGGUUAUACAUAUCCUUGAACACAUGUUGACUUUGCACACAUUUCAGGCAGGGAAAACUACUGCUACAUAUCCAAACCCACAAUUAGGUUUCGUGCUCGAGGGCUGAAUUUUGUUGUGCUUCUUCGUCUUCGAACACUUGCUUAAUGAUAUUUGCCUAAGCUUCAUUAAGUGUCUACAGUUUGGCUAGUACUGCUCACAUUGAACGCUGACACUGCUUCUGUGCCAGGUGCGGCUCUUUUAUGACUUUGUGUGUCAUCAUUGGCAUGGUUGAUGCAGAAGGAACACCUCCAGACAGAGUAAAUGUUUUUGGUUAAAUCUUACUAGUGUCUGUGCUUUAAAAUACAUUUUCAGAGGUGAUGUCAGUUAUUCGAAUCCUGGAAAUCUUUCAUUAACACUUUCCCUCCUACAUGAUCACCUAAAGGUCACAUAAAUAUUAAGAAAGUCUGCAGUUUGGGCGGCUUUUAGAGUACUUAUACAUAUAUAGAAAUUUGUAAUAGGCUAUUUAUACAAUACCUAUAUUAAGAUAAGUAAAAAUGAUUACGACUUGGAAAAUUCAAGAACUGCUCCCAAUACACUGUUCAAUUUGGUUGGUGUCUUGAAAAAUUUCCCUUUUUUGCAUGUUGUGUUUUAGAGGUGACGGUUUCAAUGACUUGCGUGGUCUUCCAUUUCCUCUGAGGUCACAGAGAGCACAGCUCAUUACACCCUAAAAAUAGUUCAGUGAAAUAAAAGUGUUACAAAGGUUUUACGGUGGAGACAGAAUAGUCUUGACUCAGACAUCAUUCAGUGUUGUUGCAGGAUUGAGAGGGGAGGGCAUGACAUAACGUAACACACACAACACUGGGGAGGAAGGUUGGAACGCCAAAACUGGUGACACAUCCGAGAGUUCAGGCAUGAUGUCAACUGGGAGCACAGCUGACUUUCUACUGGUCCCACACAAGCUUCAGAUGUGGUAACGUUUACCCAGAAGCCCAGAACAGUAAGUGCCUAUUUUGACAAAUGCAUGACCUCCUCCUGGAUAAAUAACUUUCAUCACUCAUCAUCCAGGCAGCUGGUUUGGAGAAAAUUGAGAAUAGCAAUUAAAAUAACUGGCUCGUGAGGGUUUCUUUUUCAUCUACUGGCAUUUCUACUUUACAUUGUUAUUUUUUUCACUUAUGAAUAGCACUUACUGAAUCACUACCAAGAUGCCUCUGUUGGCUUUCUUAUUAUGUCCCUCUUUUCCUGCUCUUGAACAGACUGGAUGAAUGAAAACACUGGUUCUGUUCACAUGGUUGCUGUGGCUCUUGGCUCUCCGAAGGGUCUCAGAGUCCAAAUUGCACGUCCCCCUUCUUUGCCCUCCUCUCCUUUCCUGACUUCUGCUGGGUUGGUUGGUUAAAUCAGUGAGCAUUAGUGGGCGUGAGCAUGUGUGUGUGUGUGUGCUGGGGCUCCUAGGGCGCAUGCGAACUGAGGCCCAAAGGGGAAAGCCUUCCACACAGAUCUAAGCCAGCUGCCCUGCUCUAAACACUCCAUUGCAAGAAGAGUAGAAGAAAGAAGCGACCUCCAUGCAUCCCCCCUACCAGUGUGCUCAAAGUACACUGGCAAAGCAGCUGCCAGCUCUACAAACGGCAGACAAGCGUCUAUAAAUUGUAGAUUUCGAUCUUGCAUAGGAGUCCGUAGAAGUGUUACUGCUUCAGAUCCUCAGGACUCAAA